ACAUACACAAAAUAUUUAUGAUCAACUGCCCCCAAUUAUUAUUUGACCCGAAAAACAAAGACUUUCACGAACACUACUUAAAGACUCAUUAGUUUUUGCACAACACACUGCAAUUCUUUUCCGCUACUUCAAAUUCCUACUCUUUGAUUUUCCAUCGACUUCCAUUCUUCUUACAAUUCCUUCCUGAAAUUUAUUUAUUUCAUCAUGUCUUUCAUUGGAGAGGCCGCUCUAUCUGCGUUCUUUGAGGUGUUGUUUGCCAAGUUUGCCUCUUCCGAGUUCCAGUUUGUCACUGAGGAGUGGGUUCGAAAGGAGAUUAUGAACUGGGAAACUAUGCUGAGGAACAUCCAUGCGGCGCUUGCUGAUGCAGAGGGGAAGCAACUGCAGAGCCAGGCUGUGAAGAUUUGGUUGGCUGACCUCCAAGACUUGGCUUACGACGUGGAUGAUAUCUUGGACGAGUUUGCGACUCAAGCUUUGGGGCGUAAGUUGAUGAAACAACAUCAAGCCACUACAAGUAAGCCUAAAAAAUUUAACCCUGCUUGCUUCAUUGGUUCACAUCUAAGUUCAAUCAAGUUUAAUCAAAAGAUGAUGUCCAAGAUUAAAGAGAUUACCGGAAGAUUGGAAGGUUUAGCCACUAGAAAGAGUAACUUGGAGCUAAGGGAGAUCACUUAUCAUGUUGGAAGGCCCGUGACAAUCCCAAGAAGGCCGCCCAGUACUUCUUUGGUGAACGAAGCUAAUGUACUCGGCAGAGACAAAGACAAGAGGGCAAUACUUGAUUUGCUGUUGAGGAACGAUGGCAGUGAUGCUGGAGUUUAUUCUGUGAUUCCCAUCGUUGGCAUGGGAGGGAUUGGAAAAACAACCCUUGCUCAACUUGUUUACAAUGAUGACAGCAUAAAAGAUCAUUUUGAUCUUAGGGCAUGGGUUUGUGUUUCUGAUGAAUUUGAUAUCAUCAGGAUAACAAAGACAAUUCUCCUCUCAGUCACCUCCGAGACAUGUGAUAUGAAUGAUUUGAAUUUGCUUCAAGUCAAAUUAAAGGAGAAGCUAUGGAGAAAGAAAUUCUUGCUUGUUUUGGAUGAUGUUUGGAACGACAACUACAACGAUUGGUUGGCGCUUCGAUCUCCUUUUGAUGCAGGGGAACCAGGAAGCAAAAUAAUUGUCACAACACGUAGUUCCAAAGUUUCAUCAAUUAUGACAACUGCUGCAGACUACUCUUUACAAUGCUUAUCAGAAGAAGAUUCUCUCAGAAUGCUUGCUCAUAACGCAUUAGAAAGAGAGGAUUUUACGAGGCAUCCAGACUUGAAAAAGAUCGGCUUGGAGAUCUUGAAGAAGUGCGAUGGUUUGCCUUUGGCAACAAAAACCAUUGGAGGACUAUUGCGCACAAGGGUGAAUCGUGAUGCAUGGAAAGAUAUAUUAGAAAGUGAUACAUGGAAUCUACCUCAACAGGGAAGUGACAUAAUUCCAGCUCUAUGGUUGAGUUACUAUUAUCUUCCUUCACAAUUAAAGCAAUGUUUUGCUUAUUGCUCUCUGGUCCCUAAAGGUUAUGAAUUUGGUGAGGAAGAAAUAGUUCGAUUAUGGAUGGCAGAAGGUUUUCUCAAUGGACCAAACACUAAAAGGCAAAUUGAAGAUUUGGGCAGAAAGUAUUUUGAAGAACUGGUAUCAAGAUCAUUCUUUCAAGCAUCAAGUAAGGAUGAAUCUCGGUUUGUAAUGCAUGACCUGAUUAAUGAUCUAGCCCAAUUCGUUGGAGGAGAAAAAUAUUUUAAGAUGGAGAGAAAUGAGGAAAUGAAGCGCCCAAGUCACACUCGCCAUUCCUCUUAUAUGAUAGGCGACUAUGACAAUAUCAAAAAGUUUGAGACCUUUUUUGAAGCAAAGUCUCUACGGACCUUCAUUCCCUUUGAUAUUCUGAUGCGGGAUCCAUACUACAUAAGCAUUAACAUUCUCAAUGAUUUACUUCCGAGAUUGAAACGGUUGAGGGUGCUCUCUUUGAAAAGCUACUACAUCACUGAAAUACCAGAUUUCAUUGGAAAUUUGAGACAUUUACGCUAUCUAGAUUUCUCUGAUACAUGCAUAAAAGGUCUCCCUGAUUCAAUAUGCACCCUUUAUAAUUUAGAGAGUCUUUUAUUAAGGUGUUGUGAGAAAAUUGAGAAUUUGCCUUCAGAAAUAGGAAUUUUAGCCAACCUAUGUCAUCUAGAUAUUGUUGGUGCAUGGAGAAUAAAGGAAAUGCCAAGUGGAAUUGGUAAAUUAACAAAUCUUCGGGCAUUGUCUAAUUUUAUUAUGGGCCAAGGCGAUGCAUUGAAUAUAAGAGAAAUGCAGAAUUUAUCAAAUCUCAAAGGUCGGCUUUCUAUUUCAGAGUUGCAGAAUGUGAAUGAAGCUCAAUAUGCAGGGGAAGCUAAGCUAUCAAGUAAGACUGAGCUCGAUGAUUUAGAGCUGAAGUGGUGUGAAGACUUCAAUGAAAAUUUAAGGAAGAAAGAAGUGGAGACAGAGGUGUUGAACUUGCUUCGACCUCAUGAAGUGCUUAAAGCGCUUGCCAUCAGUUGGAAAACUACCACUUUUAAAGGAUCUUUAUAUCAAGGGAAUGAGUAGCGUAACUACUGUUGGCAAUGAGUUCUAUGGAGAGAAUUGGCCAAAUGCGUUUCCAUCAUUAGAGACAUUGCAUUUUGAGGAUAUGCCAGAAUGGAAAGA
Molecule: messenger RNA, 2676 nt
Organism: Durio zibethinus
Lineage: Eukaryota; Viridiplantae; Streptophyta; Magnoliopsida; Malvales; Malvaceae
Source: RefSeq, a predicted model, not a curated record